AUGGCACCCUUGCCGCCACUCGAUGUCAAAAGUACUCUGACAAACAACUUAUCGGCCGCACACGAAGCCAAUCCCUUGUAUAGUGCAUGGGAGACCACCAUUGCUGUAUCGAUAGACUUCCUGCAGGGGGCCGUUGUGGGUGUAUGUGCCCUGUUGAUUCUUCAGAUACUGAUUAAAAUAUGCCAGCUAAAGUACAAACACUGGAAAUACCGCGACUAUGACGAGAUACGAGACACAAAGGACGGAGAUGAGGAAGAGACAUUUAUCGACGAAGAAGAGAUAGGGUGCCAGUCAGCUGAUGAAGGGGAGGAUGAAGUCCGUUGCCAAACAGAGCGCUCAUCUUCCACGCAUUCUAAUGCCCCACGUCCUUCAACUCCACAACGGAAUUCCUCGAGUUCGUCUAUCAAAUCUGCUGCUGCCGAACUACCUGUCGUGAGACACUGUCGACUUGCCGUUCGUGCCAUGUUGCAUCUUGCGGAGAUAAGUCCGGAAGUUAUUUCCCAAUCUGCUCUAUUUGCAGACGGGCGAAUCUUAUCCGGACGCCGUAAAAGCUCCGCACACUACUCCAAGAGAUCAAGCACCACGUCAAUUGGCGAUCUGGACACACUAGUGCAACAAGAUCAUUCCGAAAAGCGUGGACGAAGAUUGAGUGAUAAAGGAAGAACCCGAGUGAGCUCAGGCCGAAAGGGAAAUCGGAACAGUCUUGGCCGAUCUAGCGGCGCAAAGGCUGCUGGAAACUUGUCAUCCAAGCGUCGAUCAAUACUUGCUCGGUCCCGAAAUUCCCAGCUUUUUGAUGAUCUUUCGCAGGUUGAUCUGGAACGGUUUGGUGGAAUGGAUCCACGACCACCACGACCACCAUCCGGAGUAAGUGACUCGAGACGGAGCCGAAAUUAUUACAAAGAUCGGGAUAGCGGCAUUGGUGACGACUCGGACCACUUUGUCGCCGAUGCAGAUGACGAAACCGGUGAUCGCGUUGAUUCAUCGCAAAGCCGAGGAGCUGCAUCGGAUGACCAGAGGGAACACCGCCACGGCGAUCAUUCAGACCUACCAUCUAGCGAAUCAGUGGAAGACCUGACCGGGACACGAAGAUCUCGCACGAGGCGAUUAACGAGGUCUAUGACUGAGUUCAUAGGUCCAGGUUCAGAUGGUGAACCAUUGCCUCCCAAGGCACCAGCAGAAUCUCCCCGUCGAAACUCCACUGCUACUCGUCUGCUACGUCGUCGUUCAUCAGGCACUGGAGCAAAUCAUGGACACUCGCGGAAGAAAUCGUCCGGGAGCACUAGUGAAUCUUCCAGCCCUCAGCAUUACAAAGGUCCGGGGCUAGAUAAGCACUACCUGGCAGCCGAACAUACCCAUGAAUGGACGAUUGCUGGAUUUGGGCGUGUCAAGUUUACUGACCAUGCACCUGUUGCAUUCAAAGCCGUUCGAAAUUUUUUCAAGUAUUCCUUUGAGGAAAUCAAUGCUUCGCUAUCUAACCCUUCUAAGGUUGACAUGUCGGUCGGAAAGUCGGAUGCUGUCUUUUUCACAACACAAGACAAGCGGUUUUUGCUUAAAACUCUCCGCGGCGCGGAGCCCGACAACCUCAAGCACUUCCUUCCCGACUACCUCACCUACAUAACAAAGCACCCCAGCACCCUUCUCCCACGUUAUCUAGGCAUGUACACAUUUGAACGCAUUGGACAGCAGUCGAACGGAGCUUCGUUUUUGAGCGGGUCCCAAGAUGAAGCUAUUUCCCUUGCCUUGGCUGGGAAAUUCACCGUAGUGCUCAUGGCAAGUGUCUUCGACACUGACUUGGAAAUCCACACGAAAUUUGAUUUCAAGGGAUCCAACGUUGGGAGACAGACAUUAAGGGAUGUUUUAGCAUUUGCGGCAAGGAAAGAGGGCGUGAGAAUGAGCUUUGAUGGUGGUGGGUUGGCCGCAUCAACUUUCCAGGCACCAGAUGGUGCAACUAGUGACGCGGAACCCAUCAAAGCCGUAUCGUCGUCCCCAAUUGUCAUGCCAGGCGUCUUACAACAAGGAUUGUCAUCAAGUUCACGACCGACCUCGACCUCUGAUAUGGAGAACAUGCCCGUGACGGCUGACCUGACAUUAAAAGAAAUUGAUUUUCAAAAGUUGAUUGGGAUGGGGGUUGCCCACCGGUUGUGUAUGGGUGAGGGGAUGAAGGAGAGGGUUUUGCGGCAGCUAGAGGAGGAUGUGGCGCUGUUGAAGAAGCACGAGUUUAUGGAUUAUAGUCUGCUGAUUGGAGUUUACAGACAUCCCAAACAAGUACGCCAAGCAACUCCACCCAACACUCCCCAGGCAUCCGGUCUACCAACAUCACCGACUUCUUCAACCAGCCGAACAGGCAAAAGUCCCAAACCUCCACCUAUCAAUAUCCCACCAGUUCGACCAGACACGUUUGCAUAUCUUUCCGAGAGCUCCAGCCAGACAGCUAAGAGCGCAUCUGCCAGUCCCAAACCCGGCCCGUCUGCUCCGGUCACUGUCCAUUCAAACACGGUCUUCCACAAUGCUGUGAAUGUAUUGAGCAAAUGGAUUGGAGCAGGCGGCGAGAGUUCAGAUCGGAAGGAGGAGGUUGUUGAACGCGCCGAUCUCAGCGAGGAGACGCUACUGUCAAUUGCAGAGGAUGUGACAAUGGACGAUGCCAUGGAACGAGGCGAGAACGCGGACACUCACAGGACGUCCGCUCCGGCCGCGGCACAAGAGGAGUGGGAUUCAAGUCCGGACCUUGAUUCGACAGUGUUUGACGACCCAAAUAAAACGGAACAACACGAGAGCGAUGGUAUACCUUUUCAAAAAAGAUUUAAAGGUGGAAUUCGGAGUUGGGAUUUUGCGGAAUCUGAGACGGUCGAAUAUGAGGUUUACUUUAUUGGUAUUAUUGACAUUCUCCAAAAGUACAAUAUGCUUAAAUGGUUAGAACGAAACUUUAAGCGACCCAUCUUUUCCUCACGCGCCGAUAUUCCCACCUCCCUCUCGACUCUCUUCUCACCAACGCAAGACCCUCCUUCCUCUCCCAUUGUCGCACCCUCGACUCCACCUUCCUCUGUUUACACGUCACCCGUUACCUCUCCUGUUAUGAGCCCCAUCCCGGCGCCAGUGGUGCUACCGGGAAUGGAGAAUUUUGAGAAUAGUGUAGAGGAACCUGGGCGAUAUGCAGAAAGAUUUGUGGGGUUCAUUCGAGGUGUGAUUAUUUAA
This is a messenger RNA of Spizellomyces punctatus DAOM BR117, 3192 nucleotides long. RefSeq lists its product as uncharacterized. Lineage: Eukaryota; Fungi; Chytridiomycota; Chytridiomycetes; Spizellomycetales; Spizellomycetaceae. Bases 1 to 3192 code for a protein of 1063 amino acids. Gene Ontology annotation, biological process: phosphatidylinositol metabolic process. The transcript has 5 exons. Gene Ontology annotation, molecular function: phosphatidylinositol kinase activity. The record is from RefSeq and is a predicted model, not a curated record.